AUGUCCGCUAUCCCAGGGUUUGGCUACCGAGGCCUAGGUAUCGCGAAUCCUGCUUCGAUGAUGGGCUUGCCGCGACUGGACACCAGCUCGAUUCCUUCAGGAUUGUCAAGCGGCCUGCGAACAGCGCCUCCUUUCGGCGGUUUCCCUACAGAUUUCGAUUUCGAUAUGGGCAGCUACGAGGGAGGUGACUCUGAUACAGUCAAUCCGCAUGAACUCCAUACCCCGGGUCUUCAAGGUCUUGCUAGUGACGGUCAUGCCGGUCUCGGUACCAGCUACUAUCCUGGUUUGCUCAAUUCGCAAGUCAUAGCUGACGAUGACGGGAAUUUUGAGUGGAUAACCCAGGGGUUCGACCACCAGAUGCCGUUUAUGGGUGCUGAGAAUGCAGUCGAGUCAUCUCCGUCUGCUAUGGACACUAAUAGCCCUGCAAAUUUCCAAGAAGCCAAUGGCGUGAAACAUGGGUAUCAGCCGAUGCAUCAACCGCACAAGGUAGACAACAUGUGGCACAUGUCCACUGCAGCUCAUCAGCAGGAUCUUAGCAGUCCGACGGGUGUAGACGUCAACUCUCUCUUCACCGAUGUGCCAGCAUCACUCGAUCAUACUAUCUCACCCAAAACGCUCUUAGCACACGGCAACGUAGGGUACGACAUGUAUUUCACGGGCACUUCUGAUUUCUCCCAAAUGGACACGACCAAUCCUACGAACCUUUCCAACAGUCCUUUCGUGCUGCCCUUCAAGCGAGACAAUAUUCCUUCUACAGCUUCGACGACUUCGGUAGACAGCAGCAUGCGACAUAGCUCUGUCACCACGAACUGUAGUGAGCUGGUCACUGAGCAUAUGCGGAGCUCGAUCAUGGCUAGCUUGUCACAAUGCUCAAGUUUUGGUCGCAGACAAUCAAUGCCUGUAGUGAGUUCGCCAUUGACUCCUGGGGGCAGCACCAAAGCUAAGGGUUUCAACGCGAGUACCUUUCCGAGUACAGCAGAUCUUCAGCGAUAUGCUUCAGCCUAUUUUCGAUUCUGUCACCCUCAUCUACCAUUCCUGCAUGUUGCGACGCUCAAUUUCGAGUCACCAGAGUAUGCAAGCUCAUGGAGAAGCAGUGGGUCAUAUAGUAACUACGGACAAGUUGGUAACUUUAUAGGAGGAAGUUGCCUCUUACUGUCGGUUGCAGCCAUGGGUGCUUUGUAUGAAAACGAGUCCAACGUGUCGAGGGAACUCUUCGAGUAUGCUAAACGCACCAUCAGCAAUUACCUAGAGGGCAGACGAAAAUCGAACGUCAGCAGAACAAUGUUUGCCUCUCAUCAUCAAGCUGAUAACGAAGACACUCCUCUGUGGCUGGUACAAGCAAUGUUACUGAAUGUUGUAUAUGGUCACAAUUGUGGCGAUAAAACUGCUGCAGACAUUGCAAGCAAUCAUUGUGCUGCUCUUGUGAGUCUAGCUCGAGGGGCGGAACUUGCCAAGCCCUACCCAAAUCUCACGGCUUCGGAAGCAUGGAUGAGCUCAAAUCAAGAUAGCAUUGACUCGGAAUGGUUAGAAUGGAAGAUUCUAGAGGAACGAAAGCGUACCCUGUACUCAAUCUUUGUCCUGUCGAGUAUGCUGGUAAUGGCAUAUAACCGACCACCAGCACUAACCAACUCUGAAAUCAGACUGGACUUGCCAUGCGAUGAGGAGUUGUGGGCAGCGGAAAGUGCUCAUGCGUGGCGAGCCCUGGGUGGAAAUGCGGCGGUCAGGAGCCGCGCUAUACCAUUUGCUGGUGCCCUGACUCAUUUACUUACCACAGCGCAAAGAGAAAAACAAGCGAUGGAGCAGAACUAUAAUACAGACUCGUGGCAUCAGCACGAGAUCCCGAAUUCUGUGCUGAAGCCUAGCUCUUUUGGAUGCCUCGUACUGAUUAAUGCUUUGCACAAUUACAUAUGGGAGACACGACAACGACAUCUUGGACGACAAUGGACGCCACAAGAAGUUGAAGCAAUGCAUGCCCACAUUGAACCCGCCCUUCGUGCUUGGUCGACAGCCUGGAGCUCGAAUCCUUUGCAUGUUAUUGAGCGGCCAAAUCCUUUCGGGGCCGGACCAUUACCAGCUGAUAGUAUUCCGUUAUUAGAUCUGGCGUACGUUAGACUUUUUGUCGAUUUCGGCAGAUCAAAGGAAGCAUAUUGGCAGAGGGACUACGACAGUAUGGCUCAGGAGCUAGCCAAAGGACCAGAAACGGGUUAUGUUGGUAAUGCCGGACGACCAGAUGGGAUGGCUUCACCAAAUGGUCACGAAGGAACACCAGAAAGCAGUAUGGGUUCGGGAUUCUUCGAAUCGUCAGGCAAUGACCGAGGUGAGAUGCUUGAGUACACAUCGAAACCUACUAGGCGGGAACGACAUCUCCGCAAGGCUGCUUUCUAUGCUGCUGAUCACCUCAUUAAUGCAGAUCGUUUGGGCAUGGCAUUCGUAGAGAAGACAUCGCGAGAUCUUCCAAUGCAAUCGGUACUUUGCGCUUGUGACAGUGCUCAAGUAUUGUCCGAGUGGGUAACAACGUUGCAAGAGCGGGUCGGCAAAUACGUCGGCAUGCUUGGAAUAGAUAAUAUCAACCUCAACGAAGUUCCGGCUGUGCUCUUGCUCGACGAAGAAGAUCGCAAAUUGUUGGGUCGAGUCGAAGAGCUUUUGAUAAGUGGUGAGCAAAAGAGUGAUAAUCUUGCUGCUUUGCACGAAGGACGUCAGGGCGGAUACGGAAGCCGAGUCCUGUUACUGACGUCGCAGACUAUGGCUCGAGCAGCGGUGUGGCCUGUCACCAAAUUGAUGUCACAAUCUCUGGAGAUACAGGCCGGACACGUAUCAGCCCGCGUGCUCAACUCUGUGUCACAUGAGCAGAUUCUUGUCAACUAA
Molecule: messenger RNA, 2865 nt
Organism: Lithohypha guttulata
Lineage: Eukaryota; Fungi; Ascomycota; Eurotiomycetes; Chaetothyriales; Trichomeriaceae
Exons: 2
Coding region: 1-2865 (954 amino acids)
Biological process (GO): regulation of transcription by RNA polymerase II; DNA-templated transcription
Cellular component (GO): chromatin
Molecular function (GO): RNA polymerase II cis-regulatory region sequence-specific DNA binding; DNA-binding transcription factor activity, RNA polymerase II-specific; zinc ion binding
Source: RefSeq, a predicted model, not a curated record